AAACUCUGUUGUCAAGACUCGAGCUGCUUCAUUGUACUUCUGGUUAAUGUGUGUGAGGCGCUGCAACAAGUUUGAAUUUUGGAUUCGUAGUUGGGCCACCCGCUGAGAAUAAUGGAUUAGGAUAUCUACAAAGGUGAAAAUGGGGAAGGCAAAGGAGGUGGAAGAAGCAGAAAGAAGACAAAGGGGGAGAAGAAGAAGAAGCAGAAAGAGGCAGCAGAAUAGAAAACCCACCUUUGUCUCAAGGUCUGUUUUUCUUCAUCUAAAAUCUUCAUCGAAAAGCAUCCUGAAAAACGGUAUAUAUCAGUAUGUUGAACGCAAAGGAAUUAAAUAAAGUUAAAUAGGGGAAGUUGGAACGAGUACAAGAUCAAUCUGUUUGGCAAUUAACCAGUGAUGGAUUUCAGUUUGAAUUAUGGCUGUUCCUACAUGAUUGUGAUUAGGAUGCCUUAAUCUGUGUCUAUGUAAUAAUUACGAAUUUAAUCC
Messenger RNA from Rubroshorea leprosula, 480 nucleotides. The record is from the annotation of a GenBank genome assembly. Lineage: Eukaryota; Viridiplantae; Streptophyta; Magnoliopsida; Malvales; Dipterocarpaceae.